This is a messenger RNA of Diachasma alloeum, 3795 nucleotides long. RefSeq lists its product as uncharacterized. NCBI's taxonomy places the organism in Eukaryota, Metazoa, Arthropoda, Insecta, Hymenoptera, Braconidae. The record is from RefSeq and is a predicted model, not a curated record. The transcript has 4 exons. Gene Ontology annotation, biological process: DNA integration; proteolysis. Bases 1 to 3795 code for a protein of 1264 amino acids. Gene Ontology annotation, molecular function: nucleic acid binding; aspartic-type endopeptidase activity.
AUGCAUCAACAAGAAAAAGAGGUCACAGAAGGUUUGACACAAUUAGUUGAUAAUACACGUCAACACGUGGAGUCACUCAGCGGUCUUGGGGUAGAUGUCGGCGAUCAGCUGAUCGUGGCCCUGUUGGAGCUGAAAAUCGCCAAGACCACUGCGGAGGCCUGGAACGAUAAACAGGAACGUGGGGUGCUCCCGAAACUGGAGAAGCUGUUACAGUGUAAAGAGCCACAUAACACUCUUCUGCACUCAUCAUCAUCCACGGGACAGCCUGUCAGCGCCGUGACCGCUCGUCUUCACUCCAGUCAAGUCAUGACCACAGCAGUGGUCAAUGUACUCAACAAAUCCAGUACAGUUGAACAAUGUCGAGUUCUCCUAGACACUGGUGCAUCGGCGAACUUUGUUACCGAGAGUCUCGGGACAAAAUUGACGCUCCCGCGAAAACCGUGUGUCCUACCAGUUGAAACUCUCAGCGAAAUUGCAACAUACACGAAAGACGUGGCAACUGCCACAAUUAAAUCAAGGCACAGCGGUUUCCAGAAGGAGUUAAGUUUCUUGACCGUUCCCAGGAUUUCUGAUCUGAUUCCACCAUCAUUCAUUCCACGAGAAUCAGCGAAGAUUCCUGCAAAUAUUCGAUUGGCGGAUCCAGACUUUCAUAAGCCAGCCCCAAUUGACAUGCUGAUAGGAACAGGACCAACACUAUCAUUGCUCUGUACUGGACAAAUUGAUUUGUCCCCGCCAGGUGGACCGGACCUUUAUCUCCAUAAAAUCCAGAUUGGCUGGGUAAUUGGUGGAGCAAUUCACGUGUCUCAAGACGCCAAAACAGUUCAGUGUCAUCAUGCAACGCCAGAUUUCAACCUGGAGAAAUUCUGGGAGGUUGAGGAAGUUUCGAGGCCGAAACAACUUUCACUGGAAGAGCAGCAAGCCGUGGAUCAUUUCAAGAGACAUUACAGUCGUGAUUCUACAGGGAAGUACGCAGUGGCUCUUCCAUUCAAUGCAAAAAAGGAUCUCCUAGACAAUUCCUACAACAUGGCAUUCAGACGUUUCCAGAGCUUGGAACGCAAAUUUGUCAGGGAUCCAGAGCUCUGCAUGGCAUACUCUGAUACUAUUGACGAGUACUUGGAGCUCAAUUAUUUAUCAGGGGUACGUGAUCCAAGCAAUACAGGAUUUUACUUGACCCAUCAUGCCGUCGUAAAAAAGGACAGUGUGAAAACCAAGGUGAGAGUAGUCUACGCUGGCUCUGCUAAAACCACCACAGACAUUUCAUUGAAUGAAACACCGUUGGUUGGCCCUAAGCUGCAGCAAGACAUCUUCUGGCAGGUACUCCACGUCCGCACGCAUCUGUACACAUUAACAGGUGACAUUGGAAAAAUGUUCCUGCAGUUCGGAGUACGCAAGGAAGAUCGUCGCUAUCAGCGUAUUCAGUGGAGGAACAGCCAUGGCAAAGUGGCUAUUUAUGAGCUAAACAAUGUGACAUUUAGAUUGUCCUCUUCACCUUAUCAGGCAGUCCAAUGUCUCCAGCAAUUAGGAGAGGAUGAAGCCCAUCACUUUCUAGUGGCCGCACGUAUAUUGAAACUAAACAUGUACGUGGAAGAUCUGCUAUGCGGUUUCAAUUCGAUCCGUGAGGCUAAGCAGGUUCGUGAAGAAAUCACUCAAUUAUUGGCCCGGGGUGGACUCAAUAUCAAGCACUGGGCUUCCAAUCAUCCCAGGUUGCUACAAGGCUUACCUCCCGACUCCAUUCAUCAAAAGCUACAGUUAAACGAUGGAUCGACGCUCAAGACACUGGGAGUGUAUUGGGACGCACAGUCAGAUUCCAUCUCAUACACAGUCCAGCCAGUACCUGUCGUGGAACGAGUGACAAAAAGGAUUGUCAUGUCGGAAAUCGCAAAAAUCUACGACCCAUUGGGUCUGCUGGGUCCAGUUGUGCCAUCUGUAAAAACGAUCAUCCAGAAACUCUGGAAUGCCAAGCUACCUUUGCUAAAUGACGUACAUUUCCCACGCAAGAUCUGUCAGGAGAAUGACAAAAAACUGCAGAUUCAUGGAUUCAGUGAUGCCAGCACCACUGGAUAUGGUGCCUGUAUUUAUGUUCGCUCGAUCGAUAUCCAGGGAAACGUACAGUGCAGAUUAUUUUGUGCCAAAUCAAAAGUUGCACCAGUCAAGUACGUCUCGGUAGCUCGCCUGGAGUUAUGCGGAGCCUUGCUGUUAUCCAGGCUGUAUCAAAGCAUCAAGGAUACCAUCAACAUUCCCAUCGAGAAAAUCAUUUUCUGGAGUGAUUCAAUGAUUACUCUGCACUGGAUUAGCAAAUCUUCAAAUUUAUUAAAAACAUUCGUGGCUAAUCGAGUGGCAGAGAUUCAAUCCAGCACUGGAGGAGGCGAGUGGAGACACUUUCCAGGGAAAUCCAAUCCAGCUGCUACCCUCUCAAGAGGCCAGAUGCUAGCAGAUUGUAUCACCAAUGAGCUUUGGAAGGUUGGUGCCCAAUGGCUGUCAGGGCCAGAAGUCAAGUGGCCCACAUCCAAGCUCACUGAGCCAACUGAAGGUCCAGAGGCCAAGCGAGUGACCUGCAUGAGUGCUACCAUCAAUGAUUUCACCCUACUGGAGAGGUAUCAGUCAAUCCACAAACUGAAGAGGGCCGAAUUCAAUUGGAUGAGGCUCGUGCAGAAGAAGGCGUUUCCCAGUGAAUUACGCCAGCUCAGUGAGAAGAAAAAAGUUGAUUGUAAAAGCAAAUUAUCAAAGCUCAAUCCAUUUCUGGACUCUCAUGGCAUCAUUCGAGUUGGAGGAAGACCUCAGGCAGCAGACAUCCCCUACAGCCAGAAUCAUCCAGUCGUUUUGCCAAAGAAGGAGUUCGUCAGUGAACUCAUCAUCAGGGACAGGCACAGAGAGCAGGCACAUGCUGGUGCACAAGCCACGUUGUACGCAAUCAGAUGUCAAUACUGGUUGCUGGAUGGAUGGAACGAAGUCCGUCGACUCAUUCAGAAUUGCGUAACGUGUACUAAGGCAAGUCCACCUGCAGUGGACUACAUUAUGGGAGAUCUACCACAGAUACGUAUCACCAAGGCCAGACCGUUUCUCAACGUCAGGGUGGACUACUAUGGGCCAUUUAUGAUAAAAGAGAAGAAACAUCGCAAUAGAGGUCAAGUCAAGGCAUAUGUGGCAGUCUUCAUUUGCCUGGUGUCAAAGGCAGUGCAUUUGGAGAUGGUCAGCGACAUGACAACUUCAGGAUUCCUCGCAGCUCUUCGUCGCUUCAUUGCCAGAAGAGGCAGGUGCCAGCUGAUCCAGUCAGACAAUGGCACCAACUUUGUUGGUGCAAGGAAUGAGCUUAAGCAGCUACUGGACACACUCAAGUCAGGGGAUCACAAUUCCGAGGUGUCCACGUAUCUGAACGAGAAGGGUAUCAAAUGGCGCUUCAUCCCCCCAGCAUCCCCGCACUUUGGUGGGAUCUGGGAGGCUACUGUUCGCUCAUUCAAACAUUAUCUCAUAAGAGUGGUCGGGAACAAACUGUUCACCUUUGAGGAACUAGAUACAUUGGUGACAGAAAUUGAGGCGAUUCUCAAUUCUCGUCCUCUUACACCUGUGUCCCCAGACCCCAAUGACCUAUUGGUACUAACACCAGGUCACCUGCUCAUUGGGCAACCGCUCACCGCAAUUCCAGAGCAUGACUUCUUAGACGUGCCAAUCAAUCGACUCUCCAACUUGGAGCACAUACAGAAGGCACGUCAAGACUUCUGGGAGAGGUGGUAUAAAGAGUACCUCCACGAGCUCACGAUCAGGCGCAAAUGGAGCGCAGGACAACACCAGAUCUAG